GAGCGCCGGGGCCAUGCAUCCCCCGGCCGGCCCCGCGGCCUCCCCCGGCCCCGCCGCUCCCCCGGCGGGGGCCGAGCUGCUGCGGUGGCAGUGGCAGGAGGUGCAGGUGCCGUGCCUGGUGGCCGCCUGGAUCCUGGUGGCCAGCCUGGCCAAGAUCGUUUUCCACCUGUCCAGGAAGGUGACGUCCAUCGUCCCAGAGAGCUGCCUCCUCAUCCUGCUGGGGCUGGGCCUGGGGGGCAUCGUGUUGGCCGUGGCCAAGAAAGCCAAGUACCAGCUGGAGCCCAACAUGUUCUUCCUUUUCCUCCUGCCCCCCAUCGUCCUCGACUCGGGCUACUUUAUGCCAAGCCGGCUGUUCUUCGACAACAUUGGCGCCAUCCUCACCUACGCAGUGGUGGGCACGCUCUGGAACUCCUUCACCACCGGCACCGCGCUCUGGGGGCUGCACCAGGCCGGGCUCAUGGAUCCAGGCGUCGAAGCUGGGCUGAUGGAUUUCCUGCUCUUCGGCAGUCUCAUCUCGGCUGUGGACCCGGUGGCAGUGCUGGCCGUUUUUGAAGAGGUCCAUGUGAACGAGACCCUCUUCAUCAUCGUGUUCGGCGAGUCCCUCCUGAACGACGCCGUCACCGUGGUGCUGUACAAGGUCUUCAACUCUUUCGUGGAGCUGGGCCCGGCGCACAUCCAUGCCACGGACUACGUGAAGGGGGUAGCCUCCUUCUUCCUGGUGAGCCUGGGGGGCACGGCCGUGGGGCUGCUCUUCGCCUUCCUCCUGGCCCUGAUCACGCGGUUCACCAAGCGCGUGCGCAUCAUCGAGCCGCUCUUCGUCUUCCUCCUGGCCUACGUCGCGUACCUGGCUGCUGAGAUGGUCUCGCUCUCCGCCAUCCUGGCAGUCACCUUCUGUGGGAUCUGCUGCAAGAAGUAUGUGGAAGCCAACAUCUCCCAGAAGUCCCGCACCACGGUCAAGUACACCAUGAAGACGCUGGCCAGCAGCUCAGAGACCAUCAUCUUCAUGUUUCUGGGCAUGUCGGCUGUGGACACCUCCAAGUGGGCAUGGGACACGGCGCUGGUGCUGGGCACCCUGUUAUUUAUCCUGCUCUUCAGAGCUGUGGGUGUUGUCCUCCAGACCUACGUGCUCAACCGCUUCCGCCUCAUCCCCCUGGACAGGAUCGACCAGGUGGUCAUGUCAUACGGUGGCCUCCGUGGAGCCGUUGCCUUUGCCCUGGUCAUCCUGCUGGACAGGGACAAGGUGAAAGCCAAGGACUACUUUGUGGCAACGACCAUCGUGGUGGUGUUCUUCACGGUCAUCGUGCAGGGCCUCACCAUCAAGCCCCUGGUGACAUGGCUGAAGGUGAAGCGCAGUGACCACCACAAGCCCACGCUGAAUGAGGAGCUGCACGAGCACGCCUUUGACCACAUCCUGGCGGCGGUGGAGGACAUCGUGGGACACCAUGGCUACCAUUACUGGCGGGACAAGUGGGAGCAGUUCGACAAGAAGUACCUGAGCCAGCUCCUGAUGAGGAAAUCUGCGUACAGGCUGCGGGACGAGAUCUGGGAUGUUUACUACAAGCUGAACAUCCGCGAUGCCAUCAGCUUCGUGGACCAGGUAGGGGCGCGUGGCAGGAGCUGGGCAGGGGGCUGUCAGCGUGGCGGUCCCCACGGGCUGCCCAUGGCGGUGGGCACUCCCCCAGCCCAUCUCUGUCACCCCCCAGGGUGGCCACGUGCUGUCGGCCGCCAAGCUGGCGCUGCCCUCCAUGCCCAGCCGCACGUCCAUGUCGGAGUCGUCGGUCACAAACCUGCUGAGGGAGAGCGGGAGCGGCGCGUGCCUGGACCUGCAGGUGAUCGACACGGUGCGCAGCCGGCGGGACAAGGAGGACGCCGCGAUGCACCACGUGCUGCGAGGGAGCCUCUACAAGCCCCGCAGGCGGAUAAACAAGAGCGCCAAGAUAAAGAAAUCUUCCGGCAGAACAUGAAGAGGCGCCUGGAGACCUUCAAGUCCACCAAGCACAACAUCUGCUCCUCCAAGAGCAAAGCCAGGAUGAAGGAAAAGGGCAGGAAGAAGAAGGACAUCUCUCUGACCAGCGAUGCACCCAACGGGAGGACGCACAGGAGUGUCCCCUGGCAGGAGGCAGCUCCUGUGCUGGUGCUGGUCAGCUCCGAGGAGGAGGAGAGCGAUAGCUCAGAGACGGAGAGAGAGGACGACGAAGGGAUCGUGUUCAUCGCUCGAGCUACCGAUGAGGUCCUGCAGGGAAAGGCCACCCCUGGCAGCCUGGAUGUCUGCCCCAGCCCCUGCAUCAUCCCGCCAUCGCCCACCUUGGCAGAGAAGGAGCUGCCGUGGAAAGGAGACCAGGCUGACCUGGCUGUUUACGUCUCCUCGGAGACCACCAAAAUCGUGCCAGUGGAUAUGCAGAAAGCGUGGAACCAAAGCAUCUCCUCCCUGGAGAGCAUCGCCUCCCCACCGGGCAUUGAGACGGGACCGCAGCACAGGCGAUUCGCCUGCCCCGUGCUGGAGGAGCAGCCCCAGUCGGCGAGCCAGGCGAUGCCAGAGCAGAUCUCCUGCUUCCAGUUCCCCAGCCACGUCUCUAAGAGCGGCAGGUCGCUGAGCGACAGCAGCCCGGAUGGCGUGGAGCAGCAGGAGCUGCAGCCUUUGAUGGCCGCGGAGGAGCAGGGCAGGGUGCUGCCCCCCACCGAGCCCCGGCGGCUCAUGUUCAGCAGAGCCAGCCACAUCUGAGCUGCGCCACGGACGGGGCAGGGGCUGGAGGCAGGCUGUGACCAGCCGACCGCUCUGCCGUCUCGCUUCGUCAAGCUUGUGUGUGUCUCCUCCAACUCCAGGAGAGCCCAGUGCUCCUGGAGCUGCACUCACCUCCUGACGGUAGAGAAAUGGGCUCGAUGCUGCCGUAGCAGGUACCAGCCUCAUCCUCCUAGGGAGGCACAGACCCCCAAACCUCGCUCUUCCUCUCUGGUCUUCCUCUCGCAUCUUCGCAGUGCUGGGAGGCCAGAGAUUUUCCUCCCAGAGGUGGGAUCCCAGCCGGACUUGAUGCCAUUGCGGCUGUGCCACCUGGAGGUGUGGGGGUCCUGGCUGGGGGGCUGCUCGUGGGUGCGAGCGCCUGAGCCUGGCUCUGUGUAGGAGGCUCGUGCACAACAGCCCACCUACACCCAGCACCGAGCGGCCGAUUGCUCAGAGCAUGCACGGACCUCAGCUGGGAGACCAGAGACCGACUCCUUUCCAGGGCAGCUGUGUCUCCCCUGGGUUUUGGAGGCACCGUGGAGGCAAAGCCAUGACUUUCUCAGGACUAGGAGCAGCGCUCCGGGGGUUUGGCUCCACCGGGAGCCAGGCUGCGUACGCACAGGAACUAUUCUAGCACCCAGCCGGCUGUGCCAGCCUCACACCUCUUGUCUGGAUGUGCUCCCCGUAGCUGCCGUGUUCAGCUUUCUGGCUUUGUGGGGAGGCAGUGGCCCUGCACAGCAUCCUUGGUGUUCAUCCUGCCUGCAUCCCAGUCCCUCCAGUUGCCUGGGGCUGGUCACAGCACGAGGGGGUGAGCAGCGGGUGUGAAUGUAGGUCGGAAGCUGGGGAGAUGGGCGAAAGCUGAGUGCAUCUUCAAAGGUCUGUCCCCACCACCUGCCUCCCAGCCACCCCGGGUCCCUCCUGAGAGGGAGGUGGGAUCGGGCGGCCCAUGCAGCGAUCCUUUCCUGCUGUGACCCCGAGGGACAAGAAUCGCUCCCCGAGAACUGCCCGGAGCUCAGUGGGGCAGCCGGGCGCAGGAAACCACACGGUCCAGGCAAUGUGGGAGGGUUGGGGAUGCUCCUCUUCGGGCCGAAUGGUGCUUUGGGCUGUUAAAAGCCAAAAGCAAGCAAAUAACUGUGUGAUCAUCUACCUGGGGGUGUUGAGACAGCAGGUGUCAAGGGGAUGUUUAGAUGCACAGGGUGAACGAGCCCAACGUAGGGCGGGCAAGAUGGUGUAGCUCAGGUACUGCUAGCAAGGCUCAGCGAAGGCCAUUCUGCUCAGUACCUGUCCUACCAGCUGGAGCAUGAGGUUUUUAAAAGGAUUUUAUAUAGUUUUGCAUUUCUUGUAUGCCUUAUUCUGGAUUUGAUUUCUGAUAUUGGGCCAUACUAAAUCUCUAGCUGGGUCAGUGUUUUAUGUAGCCAAUGGGCACCACAAACGACUCGACACUUAAUAUCUUAUUUGCAAGAAUAUUGUUUUAAUGUGAAAAUAUAUGCAGAGUAUUUUGUAAUGUUCAAUAAAUCAGAGUUGGA
Messenger RNA from Cygnus atratus (black swan), 4245 nucleotides. It is a transcript of the gene SLC9A5, whose product is annotated as solute carrier family 9 member A5. The transcript has 15 exons. The record is from RefSeq and is a predicted model, not a curated record. NCBI's taxonomy places the organism in Eukaryota, Metazoa, Chordata, Aves, Anseriformes, Anatidae. Gene Ontology annotation, biological process: regulation of pH; sodium ion transport; proton transmembrane transport. Gene Ontology annotation, cellular component: membrane. Gene Ontology annotation, molecular function: sodium:proton antiporter activity. The coding region runs from base 14 to 2722 and encodes 902 amino acids.